AUGCUGCCUGAGCAAGGCGACUCUCCGCCGUCUCCCCCUCGCGACGCCGGCGUUGGAGCCUGGGGGUUUCCGAACGGCACACAGCCCAGGCUUCCCGCUUGCUUGGACGCCGUUCGGUGCGAAUACUCUGCUGCGCAGCAGGCUCACGUUCUCCACUUUCUCUCUCAGCUUUCGCCGUCAGAACAGAGCGCGUUUGCGCGCCAGCUCGCCUACUACGAUCCCUGCAGAGUUUCCAGCAUCUUCCGAUCAGCUCUCAAGCGCCACCAAGACAAGGCUGCAGCCGCGACGGACGCUCAAACGUCAGAAAGGCAGCGCUCGGUCGCUGCGCCUGCCACAUGCGCAGCUGGUUCGGCCUCCGCUCCUCUGCCUGCCGAGGCGAGGGGUGUGAAGUCCCGCGCGGUGUCAGAUGCAUGCGCAGGCAAAGCAGCGCGGGAGGGGAAAGACGGGGGAAACGGUUCCGCGCGGAAAGAAGGCCCGCAGCUGGACGGUGAUGAGGCCUCGUGGGUCCAACUCCCGUCAAGGUGCUGUCGAAAGACGUGCUUUCCUCCAGAUGUGAUCUCCUGGAGUAAACAGGCUGGCGCCGAGGACUCGGGUGACGAGAGAGGCGACUCGGGAGGGUCAGGGGAAUCUCGCGACGAUGGCGGAUGUCUCGCCAGUCUCUACGCCCGAAUGGAGACGAGCGCCUGUCCUCUCGUUCGCCUAGACGCCACCCCGGAGCGCGUGCGACGCCACUGGUUCUCCCUGGGUCUAAAACUGAUUCGCGACGGGCGCGUGGCGGUGCUCGUGUUGGCGGGAGGCGACGGCACGCGCCUCGGCUUCUCCGGGCCCAAGGGCGUUCUUCCUGCGGGCCCCCUUUCGAGGAAGAGCAUCUUCCAAAUCUUUGCGGAGCGCAUUCGGCGGCUGUGCCAGCUAGCUGAGGACGCACCGGAAACCGCAACCCCGGCGAAGCACAGGAUAGCCGAGGAGACAGAAGAGACCGAAGAGACAGAACACACAGAAGAGAGAGGGGAGGAAGGCGGGAGCAGGAAGGUGUUGAGGCCCGAUUGCGGCGCCACGGCGACAUCCCGGAAGCCCCCACGCGUCUCCUUGCCGCUGUUGAUAAUGACGAGCGAACGAAAUGACGCCCAGACUCGCGCGUUCUUCGCAGAAAAUGACUACUUUGGCCUCUCGCCCUCCACUGUCUCCUUCUUCGUGCAACCCUCCCUGCCGACGUUCUCGCCGGACGGCCGCAUCCUCCUCCAGUCUCCCGGAUGCAUGCACACCGCGCCGAAUGGCAACGGCGGAGUGUUCAGCGCCCUGGCGACGUCGGGCCUUCUGGGGCAGCUGCAGCGACAGGGCGUCGUGGGGAUCCAGGUGUGCAGCGUCGACAACCUCCUCGCGAAGGUGGGCGAUCCUCUCUUCUUCGGGAUUUGCGUGGAGGCGAAAGUGCCGGUCGGAAACAAAGUUCUGGCUCGGCGCCACCCGUACGAGAAGGUCGGCGUCAUGUGCCAAGUCCUUGCUGAGCCUGCAGCUGGCCAGGAAGAGGAUCCACGGGGAAGUGAAGACUGCGAGGGGACGCGGAUCGGGAACGGGGACAGGAAGGGGGCCGGGUCCACGACAAAUGGGAAGAAUGGUGAAGAAAGGUCGGCGUCGCGGAGAGGAAGGCGACGCAUUCCGGCCGUCAUCGAAUACUCGGAACUUCCGGACGAGGUGCGUUUGGCGCGAAGGGAAGUGAGUUCGGCUUCUGGAGACACCGGGCGAGCUGGGGCCGCAGAGGCGAGUCGGACGCCGGCGGAGAAGGCGCUGCUGUUUGAGUGGGGGAAUGUUUGCCUGCACUAUUUCGACCUCGGGUUUAUCAGCGCGGUGUUGCGCAACCGGCGCACUCUGGACGGGGCGUACCACCUGGCGAUGAAGAACGUCGACGCGAUGCUCCCACGCGGCGACGAGGGCGACUCGCGGGUAGGGCCGGUGACGGAGAUCCGGUGCCAGGACGGCACAGGCACCGUCGAAAAUGGCGAGGCCAUUCCAGUUAAACAAGGCUUGAAGUUGGAGCUUUUCAUCUUCGACGUCUUCGCCCUCGCCUCCCGCGUUCUGUGUGUGGAGGUCUGUCGGACUGAGGAAUUUAGCCCCAUCAAGAAUGCGAGUCCCGUUCCCGAUCCGAGCCGGCUGUCGGAGGUUGCAGAAGACACCCUCUUCAGCGCCCAACGCGAUCUGUCGCGAUUGCACUGCUCGUGGCUGAGGCGGGCGGGUGUUCGCGUCGCAUGCAGCAAGGCCACGGCAAAGCAGCCUGGAGUGGCGCCUGAACGAGGUGAAGAGGCAGCACCGAGAGGCGAGUCGCAGACACGGGAAAACGGCGAAGACGGCGAGGAAACAAGCAAAGGCAAAGAGGAGAAAGAGGAAGAAGGCCAGGGUUUCCGAGAACUGCUGUGUGAAAUCUCGCCGUGCGUGUCGUAUGGCGGCGAAGGCCUCGACGCCUUUGCUUCCCGUGGCAGUCUCCCGUCUACUGUGGCGCUUCCGUUUCUCUUUGAAGGCUAA
Neospora caninum is the source of this 2514-nucleotide messenger RNA. RefSeq lists its product as hypothetical. Bases 1 to 2514 code for a protein of 837 amino acids. The record is from RefSeq and is a predicted model, not a curated record. NCBI's taxonomy places the organism in Eukaryota, Apicomplexa, Conoidasida, Eucoccidiorida, Sarcocystidae. Gene Ontology annotation, biological process: UDP-N-acetylglucosamine biosynthetic process. Gene Ontology annotation, molecular function: UDP-N-acetylglucosamine diphosphorylase activity. The transcript has 3 exons.